GUACACUUUAAUUACCAAAAAACAGUGCUACAAAUCGGAUUUAGCAUGGACAUAAUACUGAUGGCGACAAGGGAUCAUUAGCCACAAAGCUCUCACCAGCUUGCUGUAAACAAAUUAAUGGAGGUGGGCCCAAUUGGCUAACCGUUUCAAAGUAAUGUGGACAAAUCUAGAGAUGGAAUUGCAACCUAACAUUCACCACAUUCUUAUCUUGUUUCCCCUUCAGUAUACAUCUCUUAUUCAUAGCGGUUGAAAUCCAUCAUUAAUGGCCUCUGCAAUACAACACUUGUACACGAUAUUGCUGUCCGUCGUUCUCUUCUCGCUCUCGGCGGCGGAGCCUAUUCCGGCGGAUUGGCCCGAGCAGUUUCAUUCUGUGCUGUUCAUGAACAGAAGCGGAUCUCUCCAGAAAUUGGACUUAUGGUACGACUGGCCCAACGGUCGCAACUUCAACAUAAUUCAGGAUCAGCUCAAUCCAGUCGUCGAUUACGACCUCGAAUGGAACAACGGAACCUCCUUCAUCUACACUCUCCAUCCCUCCGACCGCCACUGCGAGGUCGUUCACGUUUCCGUCGGUAUUCUCCGCCCUAAUUGGCUCGACGGCGCUACCUAUUUAGGUCAAGAACAAGUUGAUAAUUUCCUCUGUAAUGUUUGGGAGAAAGUGGAUUUCAUUGUGUAUUACGAAGAUGUUCUCACUCGAAGACCUGUUAAGUGGAUCUUCUACACAGGAUAUACGGCUCAUGUGAUGACAUUUGAGGUUGGGGCAGUGCUUGAGGAUCCGAAUUGGCAAGCUCCUGUUUACUGUUUCAAUGGGACUGAGAAGAAAAGGAGUGUUCGUGGCCAUUCUUUUGGGAGUUUGAUGAGAGGCAAAGUCGAUGCUGCUGCCUAUGCAUUGUAAUUAUGAAAUGUUUCAAAUUUAUUUCUGUUUUGGGGAUAGGUAAUGAUUGUUUAGUUUAGUCAAAUAUUCACCAUCUUGUUGGAUACACCAUUGUUUGCAUCUAGGCGGAUAAAUCAAUUAGAAAAAAGGAUGGAAAACUUAAGUGAUUUAAUCAUGUGGAGAGUAAAUCAAUAGAUUGAGUAAAAAGGAAGAUAGAUCAGAUGUAGAUAACCAAAUUGCUAAGAACCUGAAGAUUAAUUAAUAAGUUGGAUAAUAACAUAACAUUAUUAUAGCAUUGUAUUAAAAGAUAAUCAAGUGAUUGAUUAUAGGUAGCGCAAUAGUCUUGUAAUACCUCAUGAAAACCUUUGAUCCUUAUACAUUUGAGUACAGGGAGGGUAUAGGCUUAUAGAGGCACGUCCAUCUAAUGGGGGGAAGGCAGGCUUAUAUGUUGAGGCAAUUCUUAGCAUCCAGAUAUUCUUAAAAUCUGUUAUGUUGUGUGAAAUUAUGGAAUGUUUUGUUUCAGCUAACAGUUAUUCAUUGGUAACAUAAGCUUAAUUUGUUG
This is a messenger RNA of Cicer arietinum (chickpea), 1433 nucleotides long. RefSeq lists its product as uncharacterized. The record is from RefSeq and is a predicted model, not a curated record. Lineage: Eukaryota; Viridiplantae; Streptophyta; Magnoliopsida; Fabales; Fabaceae.